UGUUAUCUGUAUUUUUUACAGUCUGUCAUAGUUCCGGUUGUCAACACUCUUUUACUAGGUGUCGGUGUCACUUUGUGAAGGCCACAAUGGGGCGCCGUCCAGCAAGAUGCUAUCGUUAUUGUAAAAACAAACCAUACCCCAAAUCCCGGUUUUGCCGUGGUGUACCAGAUCCGAAAAUCCGUAUUUUCGACUUGGGCAAGAAGAAGGCUACAGUGGACGACUUUCCACUAUGUGUGCACUUAGUGUCUGACGAAUAUGAGCAGCUGAGUUCAGAAGCUCUAGAAGCGGGUCGUAUUUGCUGUAACAAGUACCUCGUGAAGAACUGCGGCAAGGACCAGUUCCAUAUCCGUAUGAGGCUGCAUCCCUUUCACGUUAUCCGCAUCAAUAAAAUGUUAUCGUGCGCUGGAGCUGAUAGGCUCCAGACUGGAAUGAGAGGUGCUUUCGGCAAACCGCAAGGUACCGUUGCACGUGUUCGCAUUGGGCAGCCCAUUAUGUCCGUGCGCUCCAGUGACAGAUGGAAGGCGCAAGUCAUUGAGGCUCUGCGUCGUGCCAAGUUCAAGUUCCCUGGUCGCCAGAAGAUCUAUGUAUCCAAGAGGUGGGGCUUUACUAAGUAUGACCGUGAUGAGUUUGAGAAACUGCGUGAUGAUGGCUGUCUCGCCAAUGACGGCUGCAACGUGAGGUACCGCCCCAAGCAUGGACCUCUUGACACAUGGAGAAAGUUCCAAACCGAGAUUCACAGUGUAUAAUUACAUUGGAUUGAACAUCAAUAAACCAUAAUAUUUUA
Messenger RNA from Vanessa tameamea, 784 nucleotides. RefSeq names its product large ribosomal subunit protein uL16 (gene RpL10). The transcript has 5 exons. The coding region runs from base 87 to 746 and encodes 219 amino acids. Gene Ontology annotation, cellular component: cytosolic large ribosomal subunit; ribosome. Gene Ontology annotation, biological process: ribosomal large subunit assembly; translation. Lineage: Eukaryota; Metazoa; Arthropoda; Insecta; Lepidoptera; Nymphalidae. Gene Ontology annotation, molecular function: structural constituent of ribosome. The record is from RefSeq and is a predicted model, not a curated record.